AGUAGUUGACGUCAUAUCUAGUGGCCGGAAGUCGUGUCUGCAGAGAAGAAUGGCUAGGCUGCUGAAGAAGACGACCGGCCUGGUUGGCCUGGCAGUGUCCCACAAUCCACAUGAGCGUCUGGGAAAUAUUUACUCGAAGAUCUUGGCAUCACUGCAGACCAUGCCACAGGAUGCAGCCUACAGGAAGUACACAGAGCAGCUGGUCAGCGAGAGGUUCAACCACGUCAAGACGGAGCCUGAUGUUGAUAAGCUGGAGAAGAAGAUAAACUGUGGGCAGAUUGAAGAAGUUAUUUUCCAGGCGGAGUGUGAGCUGUCUCUGUCCAGGAAGAUGUCAGAGUGGAAACCAUGGGAGCCCCUGGUAGAAGAGCCUCCUCCAAACCAGUGGAAAUGGCCCAUCUGAGAUACCUCUGUAUACUGUGCAUGUCAUACUGUCUUUGUGUGAGAUCCAUACCCCUGCUUCUAAUGAAGUUAUGUACAAAUAAAAGCCCUGCAAACAUUUC
Molecule: messenger RNA, 500 nt
Organism: Cottoperca gobio
Lineage: Eukaryota; Metazoa; Chordata; Actinopteri; Perciformes; Bovichtidae
Gene: ndufa5
Product: NADH:ubiquinone oxidoreductase subunit A5
Exons: 5
Coding region: 50-400 (116 amino acids)
Biological process (GO): respiratory electron transport chain
Cellular component (GO): respiratory chain complex I
Source: RefSeq, a predicted model, not a curated record